Nerophis lumbriciformis (worm pipefish) is the source of this 1518-nucleotide messenger RNA. NCBI's taxonomy places the organism in Eukaryota, Metazoa, Chordata, Actinopteri, Syngnathiformes, Syngnathidae. The record is from RefSeq and is a predicted model, not a curated record.
AUGCAGAGUUGGUGUCUCGUUUCAAUAUGUGUUUUACUUGGCGUUGUCGUGAGAUGGGGAGUGUCCUUAAAUUCUUAUUCCGGUGCCGGAAAAGCACCCAUAUUUGGCGACUAUGAAGCACAGCGUCACUGGCAAGAAAUAACCUACAAUCUUCCAGUGCAUGAAUGGUACUUCAAUACUACAGACAAUGAUUUGAAUUACUGGGGUCUUGACUAUCCUCCUCUGACUGCCUAUCACAGCCUAAUAUGUGCUCAUAUUGCCCAGAUAAUUAACCCUGAAUGGGUGCAGCUUCACAAAUCCAGAGGUUAUGAAAGUACCACACACAAGUUAUUUAUGAGAACGACAGUGCUUGUUGCAGAUUUCUUUAUAUACAUCCCUGCCAUGGUAUUAUAUUGUUUAUGGCUGCAUGAUGGAACUAUUAAGAGAAAGAUUUGCACUCUGCUCUGCUUUCUCAUCUAUCCAGGGUUAAUUCUCAUUGACUAUGGACAUUUUCAGUACAAUGCAGUGAGCUUAGGCUUUACCCUGUGGGCUGUUCUUGCUCUGGGACUAGGCUGGGAUGGACUAGGCUCCAUGGCCUUCUCCCUGGGCCUCAAUUACAAACAGAUGGAGCUGUACCAUGCUCUGCCCUUUUUCUGCUACCUCCUGGGAAAGUGUUUCCAAAUGGGCCUACUGGAAGGAGGGUUGUUGAUGUUGCUGAAAGUCGCUGUUACGGUGUUGGUGACCUUUGCUCUCUGCUGGUUGCCCUUCCUGUCUGACCCUGCUCAGACUUUGCAGGUGUUCAGGAGAAUUUUUCCCGUGGCUCGAGGCCUGUUUGAGGAUAAGGUGGCCAACACGUGGUGCAGUUUGAACACUGUGAUAAAGAUCCGAUCUGUGCUGUCCAGUGACUUCCAACUCUACCUCAGUUUUGCCUGCACUGUUCUGGCAGUUCUUCCAUCCUGCAUCAGGCUUUUGACAAAACCUACAUUCUGGCAGUUUAAAUUGGCUUUGGUAAACUCAUCUCUGGGUUUUUUCCUCUUCUCCUAUCAAGUCCAUGAGAAGUCAAUUCUCUUGGCUUCCUUGCCUGUCUGUCUCUUCCUGAAUGACCUUCCACUAAUAUCGGUUUGGUUUCUGCAAGCUUCUUCAUUCAGCAUGCUGCCUCUGUUUCUGAAGGACGGUCUCCUGGUGCCAUAUGUUGUGACUUCGUUAGCCUUUGUCUACUUCAGCAUCUAUUUGCUGUCAGCACUAGAGCACUGUUCGGAAGAAGAGCUUGGAUUGGGAUCUUUCCAAAAGCUCUUGUUCUUCCUACCCAGAAUGGACCUGGCUUGCAUUUUGAAAUGGAAGUUCUACAUCAGCAUCUUUGCCAUGGGCUGUUUGAGCGUCGCAAGCAUCACUCUCUCCCCACCACCUCAUUUGCCCGACUUAUUUCCUGUGCUAGUGUCCACAUUUUCUUUUGUUCAUUUCUUGGGGACAUUUGUCUACUUCAACGUCAUCCAGUUCAGUGAACAGCCAAGUAAAAAUAGACAUAAGAAGAACAAAUAA